This is a messenger RNA of Penicillium vulpinum, 351 nucleotides long. It is a transcript of the gene S10a, whose product is annotated as 40S ribosomal protein uS10. The record is from RefSeq and is a predicted model, not a curated record. Gene Ontology annotation, cellular component: ribosome; cytosolic small ribosomal subunit. Lineage: Eukaryota; Fungi; Ascomycota; Eurotiomycetes; Eurotiales; Aspergillaceae. The coding region runs from base 1 to 351 and encodes 116 amino acids. Gene Ontology annotation, biological process: translation. Gene Ontology annotation, molecular function: structural constituent of ribosome; RNA binding. The transcript has 3 exons.
AUGUCUUUCCAGAAGCCCGAGAAGGAGUUCGGCGAGGGCCCUAAGGUCCACAAGAUCCGCAUCACCCUCACCUCCCGCAAGGUUGCCUCCCUCGAGAAGGUCUGCCAGGAGCUGAUCGACCGUGCCCGCUCCAAGUCCCUCCAGGUCAAGGGCCCCGUCCGUCUUCCCACCAAGACCCUCCAGAUCUCCACCCGUAAGACCCCCAACGGUGAGGGUUCCAAGACCUGGGACAAGUUCGAGAUGCGCAUCCACAAGCGUCUCAUCGAUCUCCUCGCCCCCACCGAGACCGUCAAGCAGAUCAUCAUCAACAUCGAGGCCGGUGUUGAGGUUGAGGUCACCAUUGCCGCAUAA